Molecule: messenger RNA, 921 nt
Organism: Laccaria bicolor S238N-H82
Lineage: Eukaryota; Fungi; Basidiomycota; Agaricomycetes; Agaricales; Hydnangiaceae
Exons: 3
Coding region: 1-921 (306 amino acids)
Molecular function (GO): phosphatase activity
Source: RefSeq, a predicted model, not a curated record
AUGUCAACUACUCCAACUAGACCUUUUAUUCGGGCUUUGCUUGUUGAUGUAUCAGGAAAUCUACACGUCGGCUCGAACCCGACACCUCGUGCUGUGGAGGCCUUUGAUCUACUUCGCUCAUCAAAUGUUCCCUUCCGAUUGUGCAGCAAUACUAGCAAAGAAUCCACCGCUAGUCUCAUAUCUCGACUGAAACAUAUGGGAUUUGAGAUAGCUCCAGAUGAAGAGGGUAAACGAAAGGAAGUGUGGACAAGUAUCGGCGCCGUGAAGCAGUUUAUCAAGAACAUGGGCCUACAGCGCCCUUACCUGCUAUUAUCGGAUUCAGCUCGCGAAGAGGUGUCACCAGGCAGCGAUAUCACAGAUCGCAUUGAAUCGGAAUAUGAUUCUGUGGUGAUCGGACUCGCCCCAUCAGUGUUUGACUACAGCCACCUCAAUGCAGCAUUUCGAAUUCUGGUGGGUGAGACGCAACGCGCAAUGUCACCCUCUUCCCUGAAGUCUGGCUUCGACCUUCCUCUCAUAGCAACUCACAAGGCGAAAUAUAUCCAAACUCAAUUCCCACCGGGUCUAUCUCUAGGUCCGGGACCCUUCGUAACAGCCCUUGAGAAUGCUUCGGGCCGUAAAGCGUUUGUAGUGGGAAAGCCAACGAAGGCCUUCUUUGAGGCUGUGAUCAGUAAUUUUCUGCCUUCAGAGUUGCCUGAAGACCGUAGUGGGAAGAUUGCCAUCAUCGGGGAUGACGUCGAGGCUGACCUAGGUGAGGGUGCAAUAGAACUGGGUUUAUGGAGGAUUCUUGUGAAAACGGGAAAAUAUCGCCCUGGGGAUGAGGAGAAGCCCGGCGUUGUCCCCCCCGACGAGGUCUUUGAAUCCUUUGCGGCUUUCAUUGAUAGCUUAUUAUUACAUCCGAAUGACAAUUGCACAGCAAAUUGA